Thamnophis elegans (Western terrestrial garter snake) is the source of this 2454-nucleotide messenger RNA. It is a transcript of the gene LSM1, whose product is annotated as LSM1 homolog, mRNA degradation associated. NCBI's taxonomy places the organism in Eukaryota, Metazoa, Chordata, Lepidosauria, Squamata, Natricidae. Bases 1365 to 2096 code for a protein of 243 amino acids. Gene Ontology annotation, cellular component: P-body; Lsm1-7-Pat1 complex. Gene Ontology annotation, biological process: deadenylation-dependent decapping of nuclear-transcribed mRNA. The record is from RefSeq and is a predicted model, not a curated record. The transcript is spliced from 4 exons. Gene Ontology annotation, molecular function: RNA cap binding.
CUAGUUCUAUUGUAUAUCCAAAUUUUUUUGCCCAUCUUAUCAGUUUCUUUAACCUCUUCUUCUAAAUUUAUUCUAAGUAAAUACCUAUAGAGUUUUUUAAUCAUUUUUUCAUCCGUUCCCAUGAGUAUCCUAUCUAGUUCUGAAUCUUCCAUAUUAAAACCAUACUCUUUAACGUCUUUUUCAUAUCUUGUUUAUAUUUGCAUUUGGUUCAAACUUCAUUUCCAAAGAUGAAUAUUGUCAUGGGUGGAGCAGUUUAUUCCACAAAAUUGGAUAAUAAAUUUGGAAGGCCAAUGGAGAGUCCCUAUCAAAACAAGAUUGGGGACAAAACAGAAAUAAUAUUGUACAGACUGGUAAUUGUCCAGGUACUUGGAAGAGCACUUUAAAAAGAUUAUUUUUAUAUUACUUUCUUUUAAAUAGGUUUAAAAUAUAAAUUGUCUCUACUGUACAUGUUAAGGAAAGUCAGCAUGCAUUCAGUUACCCGAGUUUGCAGUGGUAUUUGAAGCCAUUUUGACCGUUACAUAUAUAUAUGGAGGGUAUAGGUUAGGAAAGUUGCAUUUACAGUCAAGAUUUUCUUAGUCUUAACACAAUAGGACAAAUGACAUACAAAUAUUUAAAUAUGUUUUUCACCUAUUUUAUCCUUAAAAUGAGUAGCAUACAGAUACUGUUCAUAUCUUUACAUCAGUGAUAGACCAGUGUAAAUAAAAAUUACAAGCAUUUAGCAAUAAUAAAAUAUAUGAUACAAAUAAUACUUCAAACUUAGAAUUGUAAGAAUGUAAUAUAAAAUACUAUUUUAAAUAAGAAUUCUUAGCAUUCGUAAUACAGUUGAAAAACUAAGAAUAUAAAACAAAAUAGAGCCUGUUUGAUGUAGUGUUAAGACACUAGGGAGUUUGUAAGUUCAGGUCCCACCCAAAGCCAGUUAGAUGACCUUGGGCCAGUCCCUUUCUCUCAGCCCUAGGAAGGAGACAAUGGCAAACUCCUUGUGAGAAACCAUGCCAAGAAAACUGAAGGGACUAGUCCAGGUAGCCACUUGGAGUAGAAUAAGAGCAAAAGGACAAAAUUAUUGUGCAAUAAUAAUCCAAGGUCACCCAGUGAUUUUCAAGCUGAGUUAGGAUCCUCCAAGCUUACAUAUAUAAUUUUGGAACUAGGGCUCAUCACUUAGCAUCCUAAAUGAUGGUUUAUUGAAUAAAACGCAUUAGUUGGACUCCCACGUAAUGCAGACCAGAAUGUAGCAGGCUUCCCAAAGCAAAGCAGGUUUGAACGUGGUUUGUUGGACCCGCUGCAGCCCAAAUCCCGGGGGGGGGGGGGGGUUAGGAGCUCAUGAACCAGGUACCCUAAGCGAACAUGGGUCUGAUGCUGCGGAGCCCAUGGAUCCAAAACGGAUGGUCCAAGUUCUCGUUGACUGGCGAGCACAGCCGAUCCCGUCUUCGAUUGCGCUCCAGCCAACCGGGCGCGGCCGCCUCCGACCCCUCCGCCCUUCCCUGGCCGCCUAUUUAAGGGUCGAGAGGCCGACGGCGCCAGACUCCCUCCUGGGAACACCCAUGCGCACCAACUCGCCGCCGGGCACGGGUCCUCUUUUGUCUCCCCGCCCCGCCGGAGCUUGUGCUUCCGGACCGGGCGGGGAGAGGCCAAGAGCAGGUUCCGCUUCUCCCAGGGCCGAUGCGGGCGGCGGAGCUUCCGCUGCGUCCGGGGGAAAAAUGAAUUACAUGCCGGGCACGGCCAGCCUCAUCCAAGAUAUCGACAAGAAACACUUGGUCCUCCUUAGAGAUGGCAGAACCCUGAUUGGAUAUUUGCGCAGCAUUGAUCAGUUUGCAAAUUUGGUUUUGCACCAAACAGUGGAGCGCAUUCAUGUGGGCAAAAAGUAUGGUGACAUCCCUCGUGGCAUCUUCGUAGUCAGAGGCGAGAAUGUUGUCCUCCUGGGAGAAAUUGACCUGGAAAAGGAAAGUGACACCCCUUUGCAGCAAGUCUCGAUAGAGGAAAUCUUGGAAGUUCAACGGGUAGAGCAGCAAACGAAGCAAGAAUCAGACAAGUUAAAAAUGCAAGCGCUGAAGGAGCGGGGCCUCUCCAUUCCAAAGGCUGAUACAUUAGACGAAUACUAAGUAUUUACCUGAACUGUCUCCCAAAGAUUGAGGAGACUGUGCACUGAAGUGCCCAAGUGAUGGGCAACUGUUUUUUUAUUAUUAUUAUUUCAGAUUCCUUCCCCCCCGCUCCCCCAGUGCAGAAAACAGUUGGAUCACCAUGACAUAAACUGUAGUUCUUCCCAUUUCACGAAAAAUCAUUAUUUUUGAAGAUUAAAUAUAAUCCAGCAUGACGACACAAUUGUAAAAGAGAAGGUUGGUUUAGGACAUUUUGUUUAUUUUAUUUUUUUAUUACAGGGAUGACUUCUGGAAGAAGUGGGGAAGUAACCCUCUCUAACCUGUAAAUAAAAGGUUAUUCUAAACACUGCCGUAAGCCAAA